CCUAUUUGCUCUGGAAGCGUAACCAGAACGUAUCUAGCCAUAUUUCAGGGAAUUGAUACACUUCAACCAAACCACUAGAAUGGCCGAUGAAGAUGUUGCUGCUUUGGUAGUUGACAAUGGAUCCGGUAUGUGCAAGGCCGGUUUUGCUGGAGACGAUGCUCCCCGAGCUGUUUUCCCCUCGAUCGUUGGCCGUCCUCGUCACCAAGGUGUCAUGGUUGGUAUGGGCCAGAAGGACUCGUACGUUGGCGAUGAGGCCCAAAGCAAGCGAGGUAUCUUGACACUGAAAUACCCCAUCGAACACGGGAUCGUAACAAACUGGGAUGACAUGGAAAAGAUCUGGCACCACACCUUCUACAACGAACUCCGAGUUGCUCCCGAGGAACACCCAGUUCUCCUCACAGAAGCUCCUUUGAAUCCCAAAGCUAACAGAGAAAAGAUGACCCAGAUCAUGUUUGAAACUUUCAACACCCCAGCCAUGUACGUAGCUAUCCAGGCUGUGCUGUCCCUGUAUGCCUCUGGUCGUACCACUGGUAUUGUUCUGGACAGUGGUGAUGGUGUGAGCCACACCGUACCCAUCUAUGAGGGUUAUGCUCUGCCUCAUGCCAUCCUGCGGCUCGACUUGGCUGGUAGGGAUCUGACUGAUUACCUUAUGAAGAUCCUGACAGAGAGAGGCUACUCUUUCACCACCACUGCUGAGCGGGAAAUUGUCCGAGACAUCAAGGAAAAGUUGUGCUAUGUUGCCCUGGACUUUGAACAGGAGAUGUCCACAGCAGCAUCAAGCUCCAGCCUUGAGAAAAGCUACGAGCUUCCUGAUGGCCAGGUGAUCACCAUUGGAAAUGAGCGUUUCCGUUGCCCAGAGGCCAUGUUCCAGCCUGCCUUCCUUGGUAUGGAGGCUGCUGGUAUCCACGAGACAACGUACAACUCUAUCAUGAAGUGUGAUGUUGACAUCCGUAAGGAUCUCUAUUCCAACAUUGUCUUGUCCGGCGGUUCAACCAUGUAUCCAGGUAUUGCUGACAGAAUGCAGAAAGAAAUUGCUGCACUCGCCCCACCAACCAUGAAGAUCAAGAUCAUUGCUCCACCAGAGCGUAAGUACUCCGUAUGGAUCGGAGGCUCCAUCUUGGCUUCCCUGUCCACCUUCCAACAGAUGUGGAUCUCUAAACAGGAAUAUGACGAAUCUGGUCCUGGCAUUGUACAUCGCAAGUGCUUCUAAAUGCAGUUGGAACUUGAAAAUUGAACAGUUGUGUUAACUUUGCCUGGUCAGAAGGGCAAUAGCUCUUCGUGAUCUGGAAAAAACUAUGAAAUGACACGGACUUGCAAGAUCAUGUAAAUUUUUGUAUAAGAGUAGUGGAUAUCAUUUGAAAAAUUGAAAUAUGUCAAAGUUUUAUAGAGUUUUGAAGGUGUAAUUAAAACUCUGUUUAUAUUGUA
This is a messenger RNA of Orbicella faveolata, 1425 nucleotides long. RefSeq names its product actin, cytoplasmic-like. NCBI's taxonomy places the organism in Eukaryota, Metazoa, Cnidaria, Anthozoa, Scleractinia, Merulinidae. The record is from RefSeq and is a predicted model, not a curated record.